Messenger RNA from Trichechus manatus latirostris (Florida manatee), 4510 nucleotides. RefSeq names its product poly(ADP-ribose) polymerase family member 6 (gene PARP6). The record is from RefSeq and is a predicted model, not a curated record. Gene Ontology annotation, biological process: endoplasmic reticulum unfolded protein response. The coding region runs from base 1608 to 3140 and encodes 510 amino acids. Gene Ontology annotation, molecular function: protein serine/threonine kinase activator activity; NAD+ poly-ADP-ribosyltransferase activity; kinase binding. The transcript is spliced from 20 exons. Gene Ontology annotation, cellular component: membrane; nuclear envelope; endoplasmic reticulum tubular network. NCBI's taxonomy places the organism in Eukaryota, Metazoa, Chordata, Mammalia, Sirenia, Trichechidae.
GCGGUCGGGCCGCGGGAAGGGUGUGGGGCCCGCCCCGCCUCGGCCGGGGUGGAUGAAGUGAGGGGCUUGAACUGGGUGACGCUGAAGGACCCUGCUAGAGUUGACAGGCUUCGCUCAGGUCGGGCGCCUGGCGAUACGGAUCGGACACAGGGCUUCUUCCCCGGGGAGGCAGGUGUAGGAAAUCUUUGGGGUCUCUGGAGGAACCCGGAGAAAAAGAGCUGUAGCUGCUUCCCCAAGGGAGGCCUGAGGGCCUGUCCUGGAAGCGCGGGUGGUAGAGUGUUUUCGGAGCCAACCCCGUCGUUUCUCUGCACGGGGUACCCGAGAUAGCUUUAGCCUGCGGGAAUCGCCCCUCCGUAGGUUCUUCUUUAACACUCUUUGUUCAGUGGCCUAGUCUUUCAGAGAAGGGAGCACUCGCUGUUGGAGCAGAGUAACCUCCUCUCCCAGGACUACAAAGCCGAGAGUAUAAACGUUGAGCUCGGAGGUUUCUCUGACCAGAUGUAAAGUUGUCACACCGAGAAGCGCCCCUGGACCUAGGGAAAGGCCUUUGUGAUCCACACUUGAGGCGUAUUUACAUUUGACCUAUUCCAUUGCAGAUUUAUAAAGCUUCUUUCAACUGUCAUCAUCCAAAUUAAACACUGGGCUGAACAACACCCUUGCUCUGGGUUCUCUUCAGUCUAUAUUUGGCCUCAAGUUCUCUUGAAAGCUUCCUUCCUUUAUUUAAUUUAGAUGAAUAAGUCUUUCUUAGUUCAUAGUUUCCUUAAUAAUUCAUUAUAACUCCAUCAGAUGAGUAUUUGAUGUGAAUUAGACUUGUCAAAUGUGCUUAAGUCCCAAUACCACUAUCCCCUUGCUUUUGACCUUAAGCAAGUCGCUUGACCUCUGUGGGCCUGAGUAUUCUGUCUGUAGCAUAAAGCCUUUAAAUUAGGCCAUCUUUCAUGCUUCUUCCUCUUUAAAACGUCUGUGAUUCUGUGACUUCCAUGGCCCACCAUUUGCCCCUUCCCACUCUUCACCAUUUAAACCCACUCUCUGUCUCUCCAGAGAGUAAGUCCCUUUCACUAAAGCAGCCUGGUUUGAAAAAGCUGGUAGUCUCUAAACUGUCUCUUCCCUAGACAAGAAAAACUCCCUGAACUACUAUUUCUUCUUGGGACAGCAGCAGGAACCAAGCAACAACAGCCCUUGGAGAAAGGCUAAGUUUUUCUUGACUUCUGCGGUGACAGAAACCUUAAAAGAAAGCUGGUACUUCUGACCCUCGCUGCCAUCAUCCUACCACCAAGCCCAGGACAGCCCAGGCUGAACAUUAGUUGCUCCCUCUGGACUCUUCUGUGAUCAUCCCGAUCAGCACCUGUUUUCUUUUCAAAUUUCACAAACCCAGUCCUCAGAUCUUCAUAUUCUGGUUCUCAGCUGCCCUUGAAGGACACAGUGACUUGUCACCACCGCAGCAGCAGAGUCUACCAUCUCCAGCAGAUCUCCUGUCAGCUCCUGACAUUGCCCUCUCCAUUGUCUCCCUUUGUGGCCUCCUAAAUGCCCAUCUCGUUGGCCUGGGUUCAACUGGUAGUAUGGAGGGAUGCUGCCUAGCACUGACCUGGGAGUGUGAGUGACCCACUGACCCAAUGGACAUCAAAGGCCAGUUCUGGAAUGAUGAUGAUUCGGAAGGAGAUAAUGAAUCAGAGGAAUUUCUCUAUGGGGUUCAGGGGAGCUGUGCAGCCGACCUGUAUCGACACCCACAACUUGAUGCAGAUAUUGAAGCCGUGAAGGAGAUCUACAGUGAGAACUCUGUAUCCAUCAGAGAAUAUGGAACUAUCGAUGACGUGGACGUUGACCUCCACAUCAACAUCAGCUUCCUUGAUGAAGAAGUCUCUACAGCCUGGAAGGUCCUCCGGACAGAACCUAUUGUGUUAAGGCUGCGAUUCUCUCUCUCCCAGUACCUUGAUGGACCAGAACCGUCAAUUGAGGUUUUCCAGCCAUCGAAUAAGGAAGGGUUUGGGCUGGGUCUUCAGUUGAAAAAGAUCCUGGGCAUGUUCACAUCCCAACAAUGGAAACAUCUCAGCAACGAUUUCUUGAAGACCCAGCAAGAAAAGAGGCACAGUUGGUUCAAGGCAAGUGGUACCAUCAAGAAGUUCCGAGCUGGCCUAAGCAUCUUCUCACCCAUCCCCAAGUCUCCCAGUUUUCCUAUCAUACAGGACUCCAUGCUGAAAGGCAAACUGGGUGUACCAGAGCUUCGAGUUGGGCGCCUCAUGAACCGUUCCAUCUCCUGCACCAUGAAGAACCCCAAAGUGGAGGUGUUUGGCUACCCUCCCAGCCCCCAGGUCAGUGGUCACUGCAAGAACAUUCCCACUCUGGAGUAUGGCUUCCUCGUUCAGAUCAUGAAGUAUGCAGAGCAGAGGAUUCCGACAUUGAAUGAGUACUGUGUGGUGUGCGAUGAGCAGCACGUCUUCCAGAAUGGCUCCAUGCUCAAGCCAGCUGUCUGUACUCGUGAACUGUGCGUCUUCUCCUUUUACACACUGGGAGUCAUGUCUGGAGCUGCAGAGGAGGUGGCCACUGGAGCAGAGGUAGUAGAUCUGCUGGUGGCCAUGUGCAGGGCAGCUUUGGAGUCCCCUAGGAAGAGUAUCAUCUUUGAGCCUUAUCCCUCUGUGGUGGACCCCACUGAUCCCAAGACUCUGGCCUUUAAUCCUAAGAAGAAGAAUUAUGAGCGACUUCAGAAAGCUCUGGAUAGUGUGAUGUCCAUCCGGGAGAUGACCCAGGGUUCAUAUUUGGAAAUCAAGAAGCAGAUGGACAAGCUGGAUCCCCUGGCCCAUCCUCUUCUGCAGUGGAUCAUCUCUAGCAACAGGUCACACAUUGUCAAACUACCUCUCAGCAGGCAGCUGAAGUUCAUGCACACCUCACACCAGUUCCUCCUGCUGAGCAGCCCUCCUGCCAAGGAGGCUCGGUUCCGGACCGCCAAGAAGCUCUACGGCAGCACCUUUGCCUUCCAUGGGUCCCACAUUGAGAACUGGCAUUCGAUCCUGCGCAAUGGGCUAGUCAAUGCAUCCUACACCAAACUGCAGCUGCAUGGAGCAGCCUAUGGCAAAGGCAUCUACCUGAGCCCCAUCUCCAGUAUUUCCUUUGGAUACUCAGGAGGAAGAACUUGGCAAUUCAAGCUUUAAGGCUCCCAUUGCACUGAGGUUUAUUCAGGCCAUAAAUCUGUCGGGAGACUUCACAGUGAGUGCAGGAGGAAUUGACCAUCUGAGCAGGUGAGAAUGUUGGUCCAGUGAUUUCCACCCCCACUUCUAUACAAUGGCUGUCACUGAACCAGAAGUUGAAGCAGAGUGGAGUUGGCAAUAAUAGAAAGUUUGGGAUGGAGUCAUGAGAUUGCUUAUUGCUCUUUAUGGCCUGUAAUCGUAGCAUCAUUUCUACCCUUUUGUGACAAGCCUGGGCCUGUGAUAAAGCUGAGGAUAUAGUCUGAACUCCUGUCCCCAGGCCAAAAAGGGUUGGGAGUAGGGGCACACAAGCAGUAUUUCACAUCUAAAUCAGGAAAAUUCAGGUUGAGUCUGUAUUAAUAAGCAGGACUAUUCAGUGGGGGUGAGUGUGGUGGAGGGUUUAUGGAUUUAGAUAUGGUAGGAACUGGAGAGAAUCGACACCCCUUUCUAGUCAGGGAAGACUUCCUGAAGUAGGCAGGAUUCUUUAAGGUAGUUGCCAUACUAAUUACCUGUAGAAAAGUAUUCGUCACUGAACUUCUGUGCUUUCUCCCUUAUCUCUUGAAUGACAUUGGUCAGUUUUUUACAUAACCUUGACACUAGAGCAGAUCUGACUUACUGUGCUUGCUUCCUCCCCACCUCAUUUCUCUUAGCUCUGCAUUUGAUACCCAGGUGUUGAUGUCCCCCUCCUGGGCCCCUCAUUUCAUGUGUUACUCUCCUCUCUCAGAGCCUUCAGUGUUUCUCUGUUCCUUUCAGGAUAAACUUGUUACCUUAACAUGGCCUCCAAAGCCCACUUCAUCUGGUCCUAGCUCACCUCUUCCAAGUCAUCUCUCACUACUCCUCUGCCAUUAACUCUGCUCCAUGCAGACUGAAGCAGUAUGCUUUAUCUUUCCUCCGGCCUUCCAUAGCCUAUACCUCUGCCCAGAACACUUCUUCAUUAACUCUUCCUGAUCCUGUAGUUCUCAGCCUAACUGUCAUUUCCACCAGAAAACCUUCUCCAAACCUCGAGGCUAGGCUGGUUCCCCUCCUCUGGCUCACACAGUGCUCUGUAUGUUCCCAUCACAACUUUUAAGCAAACUGCCAUAUCUUUCUCCCGUGGAGCACCUAGUGGGUUUGAAUUGCUGACCUUUUGAUUAGCAGCCAAGCAUUUAACCACUGUGCCACCAGGGCUCCUUGAUCCUUAACAUACUGUAUUGUAAUUACCUGUUCCUUGCCUGUAGUUUCCACCAGACUAAAUUCUGCGAGGGCAAAUGUCUUGUUUUAGUCACCACUGUAUUGACAAGUGCCUAGCUCAGUGCCAGGCACAUAGUGGUUACUUCAGUAAAUAUUUGAUGAAGGAA